Nicotiana tabacum (common tobacco) is the source of this 459-nucleotide messenger RNA. Lineage: Eukaryota; Viridiplantae; Streptophyta; Magnoliopsida; Solanales; Solanaceae. The record is from RefSeq and is a predicted model, not a curated record.
AUGAAGGUUUUAUAUGGGCUGCCUGUUGAUGGAUACCCCGUCGCUCUGCCACAUGGCAUGAGAGAGAUGACACGUGGGCAGUACCUGGACAUGCUGCAGCAACUCACUGGUUUCCGGCCACAGGAUGAGACAGCACAUGCAGGGGCCAGUCGCUUGAGUUUGAUCUCUAUUCGACAACAUUUGGAGAUAUUGCACCCCGACAUCAGUGGCGAGACAGAUGAUCUGCAUAUUCACCGAUAUACGAGGUUGCUGCUACUCCUUAUGUUUAGAGGGGUCUUGUUCCCGAACACUUCGGGGAACCUAGUUAGCUUGAUAUUUCUUCAUCAUCUUGAGCGGCUAGAUGGUUUACCCCAAUACAACUGGGGUGCUGUUGUUCUUGCCUACUUGUACAAGCAGAUGUGCCAGGCGAGCAUGGCACCCAACAUGACGUAUGUGGAUUUUUGCCGCUGCUACAGGUGA